AUGCCUUUUUUUCCUGUUGAGGAGACUGGGGAGCAAAGCGAGGAAAAUGAAAAGGUGCUUGGACGUGUAAAGCAACCCUGAACUGAACUUGACUAGUAGUGGGUAGAGUGUUGUGGGAGAUGCAAAGGGUAGAGGUGGUGAAAAAGUGGACUGAAAUGAAGUUCACUUGCUGUCAGUGCACACCAAGGAAGGGAGCAGAGGAGUUUGACCGUGAUUCCAGUGCGUCUCUACUAAUGGAACAGAUUGGUUCACUGCUGAGAUAUUGAACACCGCUGGUAUUCUUGGCUGUCACUCAUGUGACCUUAAAUUGACCACGUGUGGCAUCUGCCAUGUUGGAGCCCCUCAGAUGUUAAAAGAGCAAGAACUGGAAAGAGAUGCAGUCAAGGUUUUAUGUAUUGUUGUCGGUUGUGGAACCAAAACUGGCAAUAACGUUGUUAUAGGAAUGUUUCAUAUUCCUUCUGUCAUUAAAAAUCAAGGUGAAUAGACGGGAACUGACGACAACAAAGCAGGAGAGGUGGAUUUCGGCAAUUAGUCAAGGUGACAUGGUACACAAAAAUGUCUUAGUGAAAGAGUUUGUGGCUGCCACUUUGUGUCGGGUAGCGCUACUAAGCAGUGGGACAAGCAUAAUGUUGACUGGAUUCCAACAUUGAAGCUUGGAUAAAAGGAAUGUAGAGACAGGAAUUAGAAUACAGUGCAAGAAUGGGCUGAAAUAGUGAAAGCGCGUAGAAAGAGUGCCCUAGAGUGACAGGAACUUGAAGCUGCUGCAAAACGUAAGCAUGUCAGUGAAAGUGGCACAUAAAUCGCUUCUCUUGUCAUGUCUGAAACACAGAGGGUAUCAGUAUCAGUACUUCAGUAUCAGUAUGCUGAUGCAGCAAAUACAAAGAUGGAACCUGAAGAUGCUUCACCGGCCUUUGCAAGUGGAACUCUUGAAUCGCACCAGGGUGAGAAUAGGACAGUUGCUUUAUCUCCACCGGAAAACAAGCAAACACGAAUUGCCUGA
Molecule: messenger RNA, 1000 nt
Organism: Porites evermanni
Lineage: Eukaryota; Metazoa; Cnidaria; Anthozoa; Scleractinia; Poritidae
Source: the annotation of a GenBank genome assembly